GAUCUGUCUGGGCUCAGAGGACGGAGCCAUUCAUUCUUCUGCGGUCCGGGCAAAACGUGGAGGAGGAUGAAGCCACUGUGAGGGAAAGAAAGAAAAAAGAAGAAGAAGAAGAAAUCAAGCCAGGAUCGAGCUGCACAAACCUCGGAGAAGACGCGAGAAGAUCCUCCAACUUUCCGACUGACUGAGCCAACACUUCCACGUUGAGAGGACUCUUACAUCACCUGGAUUUAACCGAGGAGAUUUUGUCUCUGCGUCCGCCACCGGAUUCCACACAGAAGGUGUGUCUGAUGUGACGCCAGCGGGCUGGCUCAGGGAACACAACUUCAAUACAAUGUAGACACCAAAAACCUGGCAGAGUCAGAGUCUGAAGACCGAGCCGACAGAAGGAGGGCGAGUUCAAGGAGGAGGAACAACAGCUGGGCCGGAACAGCAGAGGAAGAUAAGAAGUGAAAGAGAGAAGAAGCGGGAAUCAGCAGACCGUGAAUCAUUGACGAGAACCUUUAGUGAACAGCAUCGCCUUCUUAUUCCUGUGAAGAGUUCACUCGUUCUCCUCCAGAGAAGGAUCUCAGCUCCUACAGAGGGACUCAUCCAGCCACCGUCAGCAUGUGCCAUGUCAUUGUCACCUGCCGCUCCAUGCUGUGGACUCUGCUGAGUAUCGUGGCCGCAUUCGGAGAGCUCAUCGCCUUCAUGAGCACUGACUGGCUGGUGGGAUUCCCUCGCACGCCUGAUGCCGUCUUCGGCCCCCAUGGGGCCACCACAGCCGGGGAGGCUUACAGACCCACUUUAGGCAUCUACGGCCGCUGUAUAAAACUGCCCCACCUGCAGCGGGGCAUACUGUGUGGACCGUACGCGGUGCACUUUGGGGAGAUAGCCAGCGGGUUCUGGCAGGCUACUUCUAUCUUCCUGGCAGCGGGGAUCCUGCUGCUGUGUGCCGUGGCAUUCAUCUCGGUCUUCACCAUGUGCUUCCAAAGCAUCAUGAAGAAGAGCAUCUUCAAUGUGUGUGGACUGCUGCAAGGGAUCGCAGGUCUGUUCUUGAUCCUGGGUCUGAUGCUGUAUCCCGCUGGCUGGGGUUCAGACAAGGUCCAGCUGUACUGCGGUCCAGACGCCGCUCCGUACCGGGCCGGGCUCUGCUCCAUGGGCUGGGCCUUCUACACUGCCAUGGGCGGCACCGUGCUCACCUUCGUCUGCGCUGUCUUCUCCGCUCAGGCCGAGAUCGCCACCUCCAGCGACAAGGUUCAGGAGGAGAUCGAGGAGGGCAAGAGCCUGAUCUGCCUCCUCUGAGGCUCAGAUUGUCCUGUGGAGAGAGGAGGAGGAGGAGAAGAAGAAGAAUGCAGCGGAGACGGGCCAAUAACGAUCAACUCCUGCUCGUCUGUCUGUUCUCAUGAGGCCGGCCUGUGAAGUGGAGGCCCCUGCAUUGUUUACCACUAAAACUGACUCUGAUUUUGUCUCUGUUUUAUGUUUAUGUGGGAGAAAUCUACAAGUGCCAAGUUUUUUUUGUUUUUUUUCAGUGUGUGUCUUUGUCUUUCUGCCACUAGAGGUGCUGUCUGUUAUUGUAUUCAUGUUAACCAUGUGGACGCCCACAGAGGCUUUGUCUGCCGCCACAUGUUCUGUAAAUAAGUGUGAUUAUAUAUAUUUUGUACAUAGUUAUGAUUGCAGAAUAAUUUUCAGCUUGCUCCAGGCUGGGCUGAUGAUGUCUCUCUUGCCUUAAAAAAAAAACUAACAAAAAAAACAAAAAACACUGGUGUUUUUGUCGCCAGACCACAAACCAGCAAACCUGGAUCUGUUAUCCGUUUGCCACGUGUGAGUAUUAACUCAAGGGAACCACUACUCAGUCAGAAUAAACUGCUCCCAGAAGGAAAGGCCUUUAGCUCAGAGUGGAUGACCUGUAGAGCUCACAGAAUGUACUAUUUGAAUGACUAAUGUGUUUGUAGACCUUUGAAAUGUAUCGGUGGGAAUGAUUCUUCACACGGACUGCAUGAGGACAAAGCAAAGGAAGCUCUGUGGUGCGUUUUUGUUUGUCAGGAGCCUGACAUGAAGCAAGCUUAAUCCUAGCCAACGGCCUGUGAAGAGUCUGGUCCUCCUUCAGCAGACAUCCAAGUAACCUGUGCACAAAGUCAUGGACUGAUGAGGACACAUGCGACAAACAAAUGAAGUAUUGCUGUUGUUAGUCUGGUUUCAGGGAGUGUGUCGAGUCAUGCAUAGUGUCCUGUCUAUUCUGAUUUGUUUCUGCCAAACGAAUAAAGAGAAGGGAAAACGA
Molecule: messenger RNA, 2257 nt
Organism: Acanthochromis polyacanthus (spiny chromis)
Lineage: Eukaryota; Metazoa; Chordata; Actinopteri; Pomacentridae
Gene: lhfpl2a
Product: LHFPL tetraspan subfamily member 2a
Exons: 4
Coding region: 604-1281 (225 amino acids)
Cellular component (GO): membrane
Source: RefSeq, a predicted model, not a curated record